Messenger RNA from Alosa sapidissima (American shad), 5134 nucleotides. It is a transcript of the gene disc1, whose product is annotated as DISC1 scaffold protein. The record is from RefSeq and is a predicted model, not a curated record. The coding region runs from base 483 to 3257 and encodes 924 amino acids. NCBI's taxonomy places the organism in Eukaryota, Metazoa, Chordata, Actinopteri, Clupeiformes, Clupeidae. Gene Ontology annotation, cellular component: microtubule; centrosome; mitochondrion. Gene Ontology annotation, biological process: neuron migration; cilium assembly. The transcript has 14 exons.
CCAAAUGGCAGAGGGGUGCCCUCUCCCGUCCAACGACCACAAGAUCAGCCAUCAAAUUAGAGAAACGGUGCGCGUCGUUAUCACCGGUCUGUGGACUGAGCUUUUCUUUUGCUUUCGGUCCGUCAUUGCGCAAUCCGACAGAUUUGACUUUUGACCGACGUGUCAACGGAAUCUUGGUGAUUAUAAUCGUGAUUUUGAACGUCAUUAAUUUUCAGUCUUUGUGUGUCUGGAUUUCAUCAACAGAAGCCUUGCAUCAACUCUUUGACCCUCUGCCACCUUGUCGGGUUUUCCUUUCCAUCGGAAGACGCAAAAUAAGUCUUAGCCUAUUUUAAUGGGAAAACUGUACUAACGGAAAUGAGCUCAGUGGCGUAGACUAGACUAGUUGCAGUGCUCGCAGCACGACUUUUCCCACACCCCGAACCAUGCCAGUGGAAGAUCCUGAGGAAAACGUAAAGGUUCUCUAACGCUUCGUCUCGGUCAAGAUGUUUGCCGGGAUGGUCACUCUGGAAUGUCAGAACACAUCGAUGGCAAACACCGACGGCGUUCACUGUCGCCGGUGUACACUUGUGGAUGGUGGCCCAGGUGCCUCGGCGGUUGGUGUCUGCCGCAAGAGAAGCCAGCGGAGGCCUGGGUACAUGAGGGCCGAGCUGCCCCGACAGCUGGUCACCAUCACCAGGGCGGACGAGGACAGAACGCCCGGCCUGCCCAAUGCACAGCAGCCUGUGGCUGAAACCCGCAAAGCCUCUGCCACGUGUGCCAGGAGAGGUGGCCAAGUCAACGGUGCUUCGCCUGUCAAGGCCAAGUGUCAUCGGCCACUGCCAGCAGAGGAGCAAGGAGCAGAGGCCCAGAAUGGUCAGACACAGAGUUUUUCUUUCUCUCGUAACGGCAUCUGUUCAGGCAGGGGCUCGUCCGGUGUAGGUUCACCGCCCUGCUCCUCAUACCACUCAGGGUCUCCCCAGACCUCUCCAGCAAGGGAUACUUUCAACUCCAGCUUCAGCUUCAUUCAGAUGUCACUGGAUGCAAGCGGGAGCUUGGAUGGAACGUUUACUGACUCUCCGUCUAAAGACUCUUUAGGUCAACUGGCACCUGAGCCUCCUUCAAAUACACUUAAAUCUUCAGCACUUGACCACUCACUUGGUAGCUCUUACAGACCUGAGCAAACAAGGCUCGAUUUAGCAAGAAGGGACCAAUCACCAUCAAGAACUAGAAGCUCUGACCAAUCAUGGACCAGUUCUCAGGUCACAAGCCAAACCUCAGGCAGUCAGUCACUCCCUGGUUUAAGUUUAGCCACUGAGGACCCUGCUUCUGUGCCUGGUAAAAAGGCAGAGAAGGUGCAGGAUUUGUACUUGGGCGGUGACUCAUGGAGGGGGGCCGGCGUCAUGUCCUGGAGCAGCCGGGAGAUAAUGUCGCCCUCCAUGGCCUCGAAGGACACAAGGGAGAGUCCUCCCGACUCAGACUGCUGCUCCCUGGAUGCUGAGGCCACGUCCUCCCUGUCCAUGGACUCCUCUGACGCUGCCUCUGCGUCCUCGUUGACCUCGUUGACCUCGAUGACCUCGGGGUAUGAGAGCACCACUCCAUCCUCUGACCAGACCUGGGACACCCUCCUGAAGAAGUAUGAUGGUGUGCUGCAGGAAUGCCUGCAGAGCACCCGAACAAAUACUAAGGUUGAAUCCAUGAUGUUGAAACUUCAGAGACUACAGCAGAAGGCCGUGCUGGAUGACGACUAUGAUUCAGCGGAGCGCUUUGGGAAAAAGUUGGAGGAGCUGAGGAGAGAACGGGCUUCCCUCCAGCCGGGCCUCCCCUCCAGACACCCAGCCGUGUGUGGCCUCCUGGACCGGCUCUGCACAGCUGUGAACAGUGCCCUCCAGAGGACAAAUGCAGAAUGCAGGGAUAUGGCAGAGACGUCUGGAUGUCUGGACGCCCCGAGCAGUGCAGAGAGUCCCCAACAGAGGAAGGAGCAUUUGCUUCAGGAGAAGCGGCUCAUCGAGGCUGAGGUCUGUGAACUGCGCGCGCGGCUGGCUGAGCUGGAGGAGCGCAGCGCGGCUCUGGACGAACGGAUCGCCUGUGAGGAGCAGCAGCAGGAGCUGGAGGAGGUGGAGGGCCCUGUGCUGUGCAGCUGCACCCCGGCGCACCUCCGGCAGAUGGGCCGCGCUCUGGAGGACCUGCUCAGCUCACAGCACCGCAUGCGCAUCUGCCUCUCAUUGCCACCUGUGCUCCACAGACUCCAGGAGCAGGAGCAGGCACUGAGCCUGUCCAUUAAGGAAGCCACUGCCAAAGUGGUGAUGAGCCAGAGGUUAGGGGCCAGUCUCAGGAGGAAGGUGAGCGAGAGCGAGACCCAGCUACUGGCGCUCCAUGAGGCCAAGCUGGCCGCCAUCUCAGGGAACGACUUCAGCAGUGCGAAGGAGCUGAAGGCGGAGAUGAAGGCCGUGUACGGAGAGAGGGAGCGUCUGGACGGCCUGGCUAAGAAGCUGCAGGCCCUGACUGGGGGCGGCUCCCAGGACCUGGCCCGCAUGAAGGAGCAGCACAGCCAGCUCAAGCAGGACCUGGAGCACAGGGAGGCCCAGCACGAGAGGACUCUGAAGGAAAACACGGCAAAGUACAUGGAGCUUCUGGAAGACAGACUUCACAGCUGUGGCAGCCCAGCGCUGGAGCGAGUAUGGGAGGCUGACCUGGAGGCCUGCCACCUCAUCCUGAGAGGCCUGCAGCUCCGCACCCCCAGCUGUUCGGGCCCCGAUAGCGAGGAGGUCCCCCCUUCGCCCGCCCAAGGUCCGCUCACCCAGACAUGCGCCAAAGCAGAGGCGGACUGCGCCAUGUUGACUGCCCUGGGGGGUCGCUGGUGUCCAGAAGCCAAUCUGCAGCACUCUGAAUUCACCAAGAAAUUAGAAGAGUUCCUGUUCUGCUUGGAGGACAGUCACACAGAGGACUUGAAUAGCGAUGUAGAGGAUGUGACAGGCCAGUGUGAGAGGAUCAGUGAGCAGCUGCUCUUGCUGGAAGACCAACUGCAAGCGGCCAUCGACAACCAAGACCACCAGCUUACACUGUCCUUGGAGAGGGAGGUGUUGGAGGUGAAGGUCACCCUCCAGGCAAUGCUGAUGCAGCUGAAGGAUAAAGACGAGGAUGAGGAGGAUGAGAAGGAGGACCAUGAUGAAGAGCCGGAGGAGGAAGUGGAAGUGGAGGACGAUGAGCAAUAUCAUGACAUCAUGGAUGAUGUGGACACAGAGGACGAUCAUUACUUCAGUGAUAACUGGGAGAUCUGAGAAUGUGGAACUGUGCGUCAUAAGAAGCCUUGAGGACUGAAGCCUUGAGAGCUGAAUCAUUGAGAACUGAGGCCUUGAGGCUGAGUUCAUCAGAUCUGGUAAAUCUUGAAGAUGGGCCCACCGCCCCUGCUGAAGAGAGGACAUUAUCUAACACCUCAUCAUUAAUGAUCAUCUGAGGCCAGCCUUUCAUACACAUUCCUCGCUAGUUUUGCCUGUGGUAGCAUUUACUUUUUUUUAUCACUGAUGUGUGUGUGAGUGUGUGUGUGUGUGUCUUUGUGUCUUUGUGUCUUUCUGAUCAUUUUUCAUCAAUAGGGAUGUUGUUGAUUAUGUAGUCUUAGAAUAAUCAGCAUGAAAUGUAGCCUAUUUGGUCACUGACCCAUGUUUCACAAAUUGUACUUCACAGUAUGCACAAUAAUUUUACUUAAGUUUACUUUACUUAUUUCAUUAUUUAUGCAAUACAGGUUACACAGUAGUAGUUUCACUUUACAUUUACAAUAUGCAAGACUUGCUGUAAGGGGGUUGUGGUCAUAUGUUAUUACUGCGUUAUUACAUAUUGUUUCACUAGUUUCUUUUGCAUUUGUCUUUUAACUCAACACCUGUAUUUAAGUGUGAGCCUUUUUUUUAAUGGAUAUAGUUAGACAGACCCUGUAAGGAUCUACCCCUGUAUGAGACAGGCACACAAGACAUGGCUCCAACUUGAAAUAGGAAUAUUUGAUUUGAUGCAGCAAUCAAUAGGCCCACUUACGUUGCUUGUAUUUAUUUUGGUUUCUAUGUUUUUUUAAAACAUUCCAUAAAGUUUUUGUAUGCUUGUAUGGGACUUAUUUAUUGUUUUUCAUAUUUAAUGUAUUCUUAUUUUUUGAAUAUUCGUUUACACUGAUUGUUUUAUUUUUUAUUUCACAACAAAAUCGUUUUAUAAUGCAAUUGACAUCACAUUUUAGGCUAACACAUAUAUAUACUUUCUCUGAGGUUAAGAUGCAAACUUAUUCAAAUCCUUUCCGUAGAUUAUGUUAGUGUUAUGACCAGUGUAGGAAAUGACCUGGUGGCAAGGCAAUCAGGGUGUACCCCUUACAUACCUCCAGCGUUACACCACACCUAGGGGAGAGGUUGAAAAAUAUUCUGUCUUACCUUUAAAAAGAGUGGACCACAAAGAACCCCCAAAACUUAUCUGUUGAGGCUUUCUGGGGGUCAGAAGUGUCAAUCAGGGGGUCUUGCACCUCCCAAGACCUGCCAUAUUUUACAUUAUUCAUUUGGCAGAUGCGUUUAUCCAAUUUUUUGCAUCCUGCUUAUGACACAUUUUAAUGGAUAAAGCACAUUUAAAUGGAUGUAGCAUUUUGCUGAUGACGAUUGGACAAAAAAUAUUAAGUAGUCCAUGAUUAAAGCAAUUUUGGUGCAUCAUCAACUUAAUUAAGCUAACAGUGUUAGAACAGGCUGUGUCUGCACAAAUGUGUUUUCUUUGCUUGUUUGAAAAAGCGUGUGGGAGAUGUCUUUUGUAAUUUUGUACAUCAACUUUGGUCAUUGUGGUAUUUUUUCUCUUAUUAAGCACUUUGUUAUCAUUAUGAAGGAUCUUACUCUUAGGUUUUAAAUGCAUUGUGCCAGCUAAUGAAGUCCUUCCACUCUUAACAAGCACAGUUUGGGUUGAAUGUUUAUUUCUUGGCUUUUACCUGUAACAGCUCCAAAACCACUGUAGCCACUGGUGUCUUAUUCUUCCUCUUAAAACCUUACCAAUCUUAAAAUGAUAUCUAUAUUGCAUUCCCCUUUUUAAGCUUAUUGUGCAGAGGUAUGAUUAUACAUUGUAUGUAAACAGUUAAGUUAAAGACCAAUGACAUGUAUUUUUAUUCACUUUCUGAAAAAUAAAAGAAGGAACAUGAAUCAAAUUA